UCGAUCUAGGGUCGUUAAAGCAUUGCCGUUCAUUGGGAAAUUCGUCAAUAGCGAUGCCGUUGUACAGGCGGAGAUGGCGACUUCGUUGUAUUCCGGUUAUAAAGUAAGUCUUAAUGACGGAAUUUUCGAAACGUGGAUCCCAUUCGCCAAUCCCACAGAAACAACGUUGGAUUUUUGUUGGGGCCUGACGACGUUGGCUUUGAGUACUUACGCGUUUCGCAGAUCGUCAAAGAUAGCGGCACAGUAUUUCAGACAAAGAUGGGGAACACCAGUGCUAGUACGCGAAACAUCCGUUAUAUCGGCUUAUGAAACCUUUACCCAUCCAAUUACAACGUUAAAAAAUAUACGGAAAAGGACUGAGCUGAAAACGUUUUUGAAAAACCUAAUGUUUUCUCGCGAAGUGGAAACAAAGUACACUGAGUUAUUUGAUGAUUUUUUUAUAAGAAGACGCGCUCAGGAUCCGUUCAGAAACUUGUUCAUUCACGGACCGCCAGGAAAUGGAAAAUCAUUGUUGGCAAAAAGACUAGCUUUGAACGUCGACAUAGACUAUAUGGUAAUGGCCGGUACGGACCUAGCGCCUUUGGGACGUCACAUGGCCACACGAAUGCAAGAGAUGUUCCAAUGGAUUCAAAGACACAAAGCGCCCAUUUUGCUGAUCGUCGACGAAUCCGAAGUGUUCCUAGGGAAACGCCACGUGGAAGACUUUAGGGCGGCUUUGGAUGUAUUUUUUAGAAAUACCGCCAAGCCGUCGAACAAUUUGAUGCUGUCGUUGGUGGCCAACGACCCAAAAAACAUGGACGGGGAAGUGUACUACCGGAUGGACGACAUUGUAAACGUGACGUUACCCGACGAGACGCUUCGCGAGCAGUUAUUGCAGUUCUUCGUGAAAAAGCACAUGCCGCCGUCCGAGCACAGCGAUAGCCACCAGUUGCUGUUGGAUUUGUGCAGCGAAGUGACUUCGAUGACGGACACCAUGUCUUGCCGGGACAUCGAAAAACUGGUCAUGUCGUGGAAAAGUGUUUUGGACAACAAUUCAGACACGCUUGGCCGUCGGGACAAGAUUUUAAAAUGUUGCCAAUACGCCGUUGAACAGCAAAACAUCAAGAAUUUGUUGCUAGAACGCAAAAAAGGAGUAACCAAGAAGUCAUCGGCUAUCAAUACACUAGCGGUUGGUCAUCCGAAAACCGAAGAAGUUACUAGUAAACAAGAAGUUAGUAGUAAACAAGAGCCCAAACAGAAGGCAUCUACUACACAAAUAAAACAAGCGGCACCUAAAAUACGCCACCAAUGGUAGUUUAUCAAAUAAUAAUUAUAUUGUAAAGGUUUGUUCGGUUUGAUUUGAUUGUAGUGAAGAUACCAACAGACGUUAAAACAAAAAAGCAAGUAUACACAUAGCGCACAAAAAAACAAUAUACAUUUUGUCUUUAUUUUGUCAUGUUUUUUAUUCGUG
This is a messenger RNA of Adelges cooleyi (spruce gall adelgid), 1450 nucleotides long. Its product is annotated as ATPase family AAA domain-containing protein 3-like. Gene Ontology annotation, biological process: mitochondrion organization. Bases 74 to 1294 code for a protein of 406 amino acids. Gene Ontology annotation, cellular component: mitochondrion. NCBI's taxonomy places the organism in Eukaryota, Metazoa, Arthropoda, Insecta, Hemiptera, Adelgidae. The record is from RefSeq and is a predicted model, not a curated record. Gene Ontology annotation, molecular function: zinc ion binding; ATP binding; ATP hydrolysis activity. The transcript is spliced from 9 exons.